CCUUUGUUCGAAAGUUGUAUUUUUUGAGUUGAUACCUUUUUGCGGCAUUGGGUAUUGUAUUCUCCCAUUGUGCUAUAAGAUGCAAUUAGGUUGAAGAUAACUCGAUCAGCACACAAUAAAUUUAAGAAAAAAUGAGACCGGAUUUUUACGUGGGUAGUCCAACAUUGCAGACUGGAGCACCACUUGAAGGUAGCUAUCCGAAUUACCUCAGAAGUUGCAACAACGACAUUGAGAUGGAAGUAGCAGGUGCUUAUGGAGCAGGUGCAGUUUCGCAGUCUCAACUUUUCAGUUUUGAGCAGAAACCUAUGGAACAAAGAAACGGUGUAUCAGCUAUAAGAAAUCUGGAUCAUGAGUUAGAUGUUGCGCAUCAACAUGGCUUUGGAGACGGUGAAGCAUUUCGUUGCUCACCUGAAUCUGAAAAAAAAUCAAAUAUAGAAAAAAGCGCCUUGUUCCCAGGCACCAAACAUGUACACCGAGUGAAAAGAAGGAGCUCUGGACUCAACAGUAAUGAUUAUCUACUUAACACUUUUGAAGAAUGUCCUGCUAAGAAGCGCAUGCUGGACAGCAACGAUAGAUUUGGGGAAGUGUAUUCACAAAACUCAUUUGAUGCACCAAUGGACGACCAGGAACAAUCAGUGGAAAUGAAAAAUGAACAAAUGUUUCAACCUUCAGGAAAAAUAAGUUUCCCGCCAAGCCGAAUGAGUUCGGAGCUGAUAACACUGACAGAUGUUGACCAGCAUAAUCGUGCCAUUGCGAACGAAAGGUUCUACAACUUCAGAUGUAUUAAUUCUCACCUGGGCAGUCACUUGAUAUGAACUUUAUUUAUCCUUCAAUUUUAAUCACUCCAAAAGCUCCUUGAAAUUUGCUUGUCUUGUGAUUGGUUUGUGAAGUAAUUGUAAGCUUAAUUGAAAUGUCUUCUGUUUUUUUCAGUGGUUGUUUGGAAUCCCGAUCUUUCCACUAUUGGCAAUUCGAUCGAAGUUUUCCUUAUUUUUUCGCCCAAAUGUGAAUGAUGCAAUUAUUAAGUCAUGGCAGAUAGUUUUCAAUUUGUAAAAAAUUCAACCAAAAAUCAUUAGCUAUUUUGCAAGAAAAACGUCAAUUCCAAAAAAGUCAAUUAUCAUUCCGAAACAUCACUGGCUAAACUCUACAAGUUAAAAAUUGCGGCUUGUUAAUGUCGUUUUGUUCGAUGGUCACCUGUAAACUGUAUCUUGUCAUUAGCUGCUUAUAAGUUGAUUAUGUAAGAUGCCAAAUAUUGCCAAUGUUGCCUUUGAACAUUCAGGCACUGAAGUUAGUAAUAUCACCUUCAGGUUAAUAAAAAGCUAAACAAAAUCUUAGCCCUACCUCGAAACAGCGUAUCGCACCUUGUAAAUUUUAUGUAUUUAUUGUAAUCGAAAUACCUUAGUUGAAAUAGAUUAUUCACUAAUUCUCCUUACCAUGUGUUAAACUAGUGUCGCUUUUUCGUUCCAGCUUUUAAUUUUAGUUAAACAUGCAAUGUUUAGUAUCUGUAUUGUAGUUUGAUAUAGUUGAAAUAUUUUCGUUUGAAACGUGCUUAUUACUUUCCAUUAUCGUUCUUUCUGCUUAUAUACUUACGUUAGUUAUGAAAACUCAUUCAGUUUAAUCAUCGAUAUCUUUGAUGUCAAGAUUGCUAAGUGCUUGUGUAUUGUCGUGGCCAUAAUUACCGUGCUAACUUUACUAUGUGUAGUUUCGUUUCAAUUUCCUUUGAUUAUUUUCGUUUUAAUUUUAUUCUGAAAAAUAAAAAAAUGAUAUCUGACUAUUUUUGAACUGAUUGAACACUAAUUAGUUGUAACGAAUUCAGUUAUUUUUUUAAACCAUAUUUCAUUUUUAACAAACAUUUCAGAUUGGAGAGCAUAAUGAUUCAUUUGUACAAUGUCAAUAGUGUGAUAUAAGGAUGACAUAACCCGACUACACAUAAUUGUACAAAAAACCGUGUGU
Messenger RNA from Symsagittifera roscoffensis, 1950 nucleotides. RefSeq lists its product as uncharacterized. The record is from RefSeq and is a predicted model, not a curated record. NCBI's taxonomy places the organism in Eukaryota, Metazoa, Xenacoelomorpha, Acoela, Convolutidae. The transcript is spliced from 3 exons. Bases 132 to 815 code for a protein of 227 amino acids.